CAUUGACAGAAUGAAAUUGUUUCCCGCCGUGUUUACAUAGAUUGUUUAUAUAGUUUUUUGAAGAAUUAUUAUAACAUAAAAACAACGCAUAAUAACUGUUAACAAUUUUUUUUAUUUAAAUAAUCCAUUCCCUAAAAGCUAACAUGGGUAAGAAAUCUACAGCAUCCGUAAACAAGAGCAAAGAGAAGAGGCUCGCUAGGAAGCAGGAGCAGUACCGCAUUGCCGAUGGGAUGUCUCAUGUGACUUCGGCAAACAAGCUGACAGACCUGGCUUUGCUGUGCAAAGAGCUGCUGGUGUACCGGAGCAAUGACCUGGACGUUGAAAUGUACAUACAGCGGGUAAAGGAUCUCGACAAGAGUGUUUUAGACUGGGCAAUAGACCUUACUGAACGGAAUAUGAAGAAAUUGUAUGAGACCUGUGCCUGGGGCUGGAACAAGGAGAAGAAGGUGGAAGAAAUGAUGGAUGACUCGGCCUGGUACCUCAUAGCCAAGGAGAAGUCCGGGACCCUCCUGGCAUUCUCACACUUCAGGUUCGACAUGGACUUCGGGAUCCCUGUCUUGUAUUGCUAUGAGGUCCAAGUGGAGGCCGAGGGGCGGCGGCGCGGCCUCGGACAUCGCGUGCUAAGCGUACUGGAGAAGCUCGCGCUUGCCACGCGCAUGCGCUGCGUGCGCCUGACCGCGCUCACGCACAACCCCGCCGCCAGCGCCUUCUUCCGGGCCUGCGGAUACGUUUUAGACGAGACGAGUCCAGCGCUAGAAGAAGCCGCACAUUACGAGAUACUGAGCAAGGCCACAGAAGCCCCGGAGGAGACUUAACAUCCCCACCACUACACCGCCACCACCUAGUCAGCAGGCCAGCUCAUCGCUAUUAUCCCAAGUGGGUCCAUACUCCAUAAGUUCGCAUUAUGAAGUGACUUAAUGUAAUGUUUAGCAUAAUAAUCUUGCACAUCAUGAUUAAUACCAAUGUUCUUAUUCGACAGAAUAUUACAUGUUAUAUUGGCUUAAACAUACAUGUGGGCUUUGAUUAAUAGGAACAAAAAUACCAAACCAAAGGUUUAGAAGAAAGCGAAAGUAUGCAUAUCACUUUUCGACUUUUUUUCAACGAUUGUAUGUACUAACAGUUUUACCGCUAUUUCAAAUUAGUUCUUUUAAACUACGUUAAGUAUUUUGGUCUUAUUAAUUGUUAAAGUUUUCUAAUUUCAUAUAUGUAUGUGCCCCAUCUACAUUAUUACAAAAAGGCCCGUGCUAGGGCAUAUAACCCCGUAAAUCUAUACGAACAUGAUGUCAUAAUUUCAGUUCCUAGUCUACCACACACUUUACACCAUUAUUUUUACUCUCUGAAAUCUAAAAUAGAAAUAUUUUUGUAUUUUUACACAUGACAUUGAUAAUGAACUCCUUUCAUAUUAUUAAACUCAUGCAUACUACUUUUUGUAUCGAUUUCAGCUAAUCUAACUUUGACUAAUGAUAUCAAAUUUUGGUGCCAUCAAAAGUAUAUUUCCAACAGAAGCUUUCGAUUUGAAGUGGUAUUAUCUUAUCGCCGGCUACUUUGUCUACUUCCGUCCGAGAAUAUAAACUAAAACUACUUAUAUUCAUUAAUUCAAUUACUACUUGUAUCGUACUUCUUUAUUUAAAAGCGCCUACGUAAAUACGCACAAUUGUUCGAAACUCUGAGAGUUCGUCUACGCUACAUUUGCAGCGUACAAUAUAAUGGGCGCGCCUUACUUGAGCAUUUGGCGAGAGAACUUAGCGUAGCCCAUUGAAGUUAUGUAUUCCGGAAUAAGUACAGAACAAAAAUGACUAAAUGUUUGUACUAGCGUCCGUAGCACGGUCGCAUUUUUAUCACCUGUCACCAUGCCUGUCACGUUCUAACAAGUAUGUAAGUGCGAAAGUGACAAGCAUAGUGACAGGCGAUAAUAAUGGAACCAUGCUGCCACCGCAGAACAAAAAUUUGUGACCAUAAGAAGUCAAACUAUGACGAGGAUCGUGUCUCGUUUUGAUUAAGACAAUAGUGCCUCCAGUUCAAUAAGUGAAUAUUUCAGUCCUUUAGUUUGAUGCUCUCUUUCGAACUGAUUUCUUUAGUUUGCCAUUAUCGCCUGGCUUGCUGGGUAUAAUGGGUCAAUUUUGAUCAGCAAAAAAGUGACAGAACUAUCCGGGUUCUACAUAAAUCUGUAGUUGGCAGGAUUGUAAUAAGCUAGAAAUCAUUAUAAAUCGUAUCGCUACACUAAUUCGUCUGCAGUAUAAUUGGGCCAAAAUUCUUUUCUUUGUCUUGUUUUUGGUCCCCAAAAAAUGUGACGGAGUGGAGCUUUUUGUAUCGGGUGAUGGGAUGAAAUUUAGUUUUAAUUUUUUCUUAAGGGUAUUAUAAAUAUUAUAAUCUACAGCUAGAAAGACAUGCAAUAGCACUCAACUUUGUUUUUAUUGAUUUGAUAAAAGACAAAAAUAGAAGCGUGACAGAGUGGUCAAAAAUAAGAACGAAAAUAAUUUUGGUCCAAUUAUUAGUUACGUCCAUCACUACAUUCCGUGUUUUGUAACUAGUUUAACAGGUUGUUAAUAAUUAACCCGUCAGUACCUUAAACUGAUAAUUCUCAUAACAAAUAAGUUUAUUUUAGCAAAAUAAAUACAAAAAUUUUACAGAUAAA
This is a messenger RNA of Cydia strobilella, 2635 nucleotides long. RefSeq names its product N-alpha-acetyltransferase 40 (gene Naa40). Bases 144 to 815 code for a protein of 223 amino acids. The transcript has 5 exons. NCBI's taxonomy places the organism in Eukaryota, Metazoa, Arthropoda, Insecta, Lepidoptera, Tortricidae. Gene Ontology annotation, cellular component: nucleus. Gene Ontology annotation, molecular function: histone H4 acetyltransferase activity; histone H2A acetyltransferase activity; protein N-terminal-serine acetyltransferase activity. The record is from RefSeq and is a predicted model, not a curated record.